This is a messenger RNA of Ophidiomyces ophidiicola, 315 nucleotides long. RefSeq lists its product as uncharacterized. The transcript is spliced from 2 exons. Bases 1 to 315 code for a protein of 104 amino acids. Lineage: Eukaryota; Fungi; Ascomycota; Eurotiomycetes; Onygenales; Onygenaceae. The record is from RefSeq and is a predicted model, not a curated record. Gene Ontology annotation, cellular component: mitochondrial inner membrane peptidase complex.
AUGGCGCCGCCAGUCACUCCGUUCCCUGCCGCCUCUUUGCCCGUUCACGUCCACUCGACAACCCAUGGCUUCAAACCCAAAGCCCGCAAGGGCCCGCCUACCGACCUUUCCUCCUGCCCGCUGUACGCCAUGACGCAGUUCUCUUGCAACCCCCCAAGUAAAGGCGUGCCCGAUCCGGGAAUCGUCAGAUGCGAGACUGUUGUGAGGCUGUUUAGACGGUGUGCAAAUGGGGUGAAUGCAGAGACUACAACGUUGGAGGGCCCUAGGUACAGAGACGCCACGACAAUGACAUUUGAAGCUACGGAUCGUGCCUGA